Molecule: messenger RNA, 2573 nt
Organism: Astyanax mexicanus (Mexican tetra)
Lineage: Eukaryota; Metazoa; Chordata; Actinopteri; Characiformes; Acestrorhamphidae
Exons: 3
Coding region: 1-897 (298 amino acids)
Source: RefSeq, a predicted model, not a curated record
AUGCCCGGCCCAGAACGUAACCUGCCUGACUCGCUGAUUCUACGCCUCAGCACCAGCGCCAGCUAUUCUGCUCGACACAGCGAAUCAUUCCCUCGUUCCCUGGUUCCCCUUGUUCCCUGGUUCCCUCGUUCCCUCAUUCCCCCGUUCCUUCGUUCCCUGGUUCCCUCGUUCCCCUUGUUCCUUGGUUCCCUAGUUCCCUUAUUCCCCUGUUCCCUCGUUCCCCUCUUCCCUAGUUCCCUCGUUACGUUCCCCUGUUCCCUCGUUCCCCUGUUCCCUCGUUCCCCUUUUCCCUCGUUCCCCUGUUCCCUCGUUCCCCUGUUCCCUAGUUCCCUCGUUACGUUCCCCUGUUCCCUCGUUCCCCUGUUCCCUCGUUCCCCUGUUCCCUCAUUCCCUAGUUCCCUCGUUACGUUCCCCUGUUCCCUCGUUACGUUCCCCUGUUCCCUCGUUACGUUCCCCUGUUUGUUACGUUCCCCUGUUUGUUACGUUCCCCUGUUCCCUCGUUCCCCUGUUCCCUCGUUCCCCUGUUCCCUCGUUCCCCUGUUCCCUCGUUCCCCAGUUCCCUCGUUACGUUCCCCUGUUCCCUCGUUCCCCAGUUCCCUCGUUCCCCCGAGUUCCCCAGUUUCCGAGUUCCCCAGUUUCCGAGUUCCCCAGUUUCCGAGUUCCCCAGUUUCCGAGUUCCCCAGUUUCCGUUUCCGAGUUCCCCAGUUUCCGGUUCCGAGUUCCCCAGUUUCCGUUUCCGAGUUCCCCAGUUUCCGUUUCCGAGUUCCCCAGUUUCCGUUUCCGAGUUCCCCAGUUUCCGUUUCCGAGUUCCCCAGUUUCCGUUCCCGAGUUCCCCAGUUUCCGUUCCCGAGUUCCCCAGUUCCCCUGUUCCCUCGAUCCAUUCCCCUGUUCCUUUGAUCCAUUCCACGACGGCUCCUUUCUAAUUCCUCGAUUCUGUUGUUUCCUCAGUUCUUUUUUCAGUUCCCUCAAUCCCUGCAAGCGAGGCGGACCCCUGCGCCCGGCCAUACUAACGCGCUGAAUUCUUCAGUCGUCACUUCUCUCCGCCUGCUGGUUGAAGUCCCUCUAGUGUCCGCGUUCUUCGUCCGGGCGCCCCUGUCUGCUGUGAUGACCUUCGGUCCUGCCUGUUGCUCUUUUGGGGACUAAGCUGGACUCUCUCUACUUCAGGCUUCUCUUCUUUGAUUUCAGAACAAUCCUGUCUUCCAAGCUGCACGCGACAUCAUGCAGGACCCAUCAUCAGUUGCAGGCCCAUUAUUGGUUCCCACGUAAUGAACUGUGGAAGUGUGGAAAUCCAGGGAACUAACUCUUCAAACAAGAUCAGACUGUUUAACUCUGUCAAAUCAGUACUGCUGUACGGAGCAGAAAUUUGAAGGACAACAGUGCCAACAAUGAAGAGAGUGCAGACAUUCAUUAAUUCAUGUCUGCACAAUAUUCUCCAGAUCCACUGGCCAAACAUCAUCAGCAAUCAGGAUCUGUGGUAGAAACAAACCAACUUCCUACAAGAAGAAGAGUUCCAGAAAGGUGUUGGAGAUGGAUCGGACUCAGUCUUCGGAAGCCUGCCUCCAACAUCACUAAGCAAGCUCUGACCUGGAACCCAGGGAGAAAGAAGUAGAGGAAGGCCCAGAAACAUGUCGCGUAGGGAUCUGGAUGCGGACUUAAGCGGAUGUGGUACACCUGGAGUCAAGUAGGACAAAGGCCCAGGAUCGGGAUGCCUGGCGAAAUCUUGUUGAGGGCGUAUGCCCCAGAAGGGGCGAACGGACCUGACAAAGUAAAGAACAGACUUCAGGCCAAAAAAGGGACAAUCAGCCCACCUUAAACUUCAUGAGAUCAACCCCUAAUCUCAGCCGAUUGGCCUUCAACCCAGUUGGGAGCAAGUGUCAUACCCUAGACGUUAAUUUAGAUUUUCAUGGUUGUCACAUUCCCUUGUCAAGAGAAGAUAACUCACCUGGCCACAAACCUGUCGAACUCCCCAUUCAGUCAAACAUUAUACUGGUUUUCAAAUCGUAUCACGAGGACGAUGCUAACUCUGCAUGCCAUCUACUAUUAAGACUUUUCACUCAAACCACCCGAAACGCCGUUCAAGAUCUUAUGAAGUUAUGCUGAAGACCCCAGACUCUCACUUUCGCUUACCUCACUUUCAGUUCAGAUUCGGCUGCCGGUCCUCACACUUCGUCUUUUUUGGGGGGAUUUGGCUUGAGAACCGUCCCAAGCUGUUCUGAACUGUACCCCAAGUAUCAUCAUCACAGUUCCCCUCCCCGCAUGGUGUAGGCGGGGUUCAUUAUAGCAAAGUGUUGUUAAGAAUUAACAGAGUUUUGGGAUAUGAACCACGCCUCAAGUUCCCUAGCUCCUCCCCCUGGUCCUAUAUAUAUAUACCUCCCAGGUGCUCCUCACCUACGUGACUUUCGACCUCGCACCCGCCUCCACCCCAUCACCACCCUCAUCUUAAUCUCUUACCUAGCUGUGGGGGGGAUUUGGCUUGAGAACCGUCCCAAGCUGUUCUGAACUGUACCCCAAGUAUCAUCAUCACAGUUCCCCUCCCCGCAUGGUGUAGGCGGGGUUCAUUAUAGCAAAAGGGA